CAAGUUUGAAGACCUCUGAUCUAUCUAUACUAUACUAUACUAUAUACAUGCCCCCCCCGACUUACAACAAUUUGUUUAGUGACCAUUCAAAGUUAAUCACAGUACUGAAUAAUAGGGACUUCGGAUUGUUUUUCACAUUCUAUGACCAUUGCAGCAUUCCCAUAAUAAUAUGAUCAAAAUUCAGGUGCUUGGUAAUUGGUUCAUAUUUAUGACGGUUGCAGUGUCCCAGGGGUCAUGUAAUCUCCUUUUGUGACCUUCUGACAAGCUAAGUCAAGGGGAAGCCAGAUUCACUGAACAACCGUGUUACUAACUUAACAACUGCAGUGAUACACUUAAUAACGGUGGCAAGGAAGAUUGUAAAAUGGGGCAAGACUCACUUAGCAGCUCUCUUGCUUAGCAACAGAAACUUUGACCUCAAUUGUGGUCGUAAAUCGAGGAACUGUACAGCAAAGCAGGUGUUAAAUGGGCUUUGCCCCAUUUUGCGAUGUCUUUUUGCCACAAUUGUUAAGCGAAUGACUGCCGUUAAGUUAAUAACACAGUUGUUGAGUGUAUCUGGCUUCUCCUUUGACUUUGCUUGUCGCAAAAGGGAUCACGUGGCUCUGGGACACUGGAACUCAAAAAUCCAGGCCAGUUGCCAAUUGUCUGAAUUUUAUUUAUUUAUUUAUUUAUUUAUUGAAUUUUUAUACCGCCCUUCUCCCGAAGGACUCAGGGCGGUGUACAGCCGGAGAUAAAAUACAAAAUAUAUACAAUUAAAAACAAAUUAAGACAUAGCAAAAUUACAAAACGGCUAAUGAUUAAAAUUAAAUUUAAAACAUUUAAAAAUAUUAAUAAAACCCCAAUUUAAAAUCAAAAUUAUUAUGCCAGUCCCGCUUGAAUAAAUAAGUAUGUUUUUAGCUCACGAUGGAAGGAUUUUGAUCAGAUGUCUACAGGGAGCAGCAAGAAAAAUUGUCACAAUUCACUUUUUCCAGUGCUAUUGAAACUUCUAACAGAUACUAAAGGAAUUGUAAAUUGAAAAAAGAACAUUGGUUUCUUAGGGCAAUGCUCAGUUCUGGCUAUGGUUCACUGCAACGCACUUCUAAUAAGAACCCUGCCUUUCUCAACUGAUGGAGCAGAGGAUGUUUUUUAUUUAGAGGUUUAAAUGGCGGCAGGUCUGACACGUUGAGGGGUUUCACCUCCCUGCAGCGGGCUGUGAAAAUCACCUGGAAGAAGAGGAGGAAGAGACGCAGCCCAGGCAGCGGCAGAAAUAGAAGCUGUUCUAACUUGGGAAAGCUGUUCAGGCUCUCUUUGAAUCGACCAAAAUGGCUUCAGUACGAGAAGUGUCCAGUUUCACUGAAGACCUGCUGUGCCCCAUUUGCCUCUCCCUCUUUCGGGAGCCCCGCAUGCUGAAUUGUGGCCACAGCUUCUGCGCUUCCUGCCUGGAGCCCUGCAUCCCCAAAGGGCAAAGACGAGGGCACUGCCCCCAGUGCCGCCGACCCUUCACUUUGUGCCACAUAAUGAUCAACCGAGCCCUCUGCAACUUGGCCGAGAAGGCCCGGCUUCUGAAGCUGGAAGAAGGAACUCAGCUGAGCAGCACCGGAGGCUGGCACUUCUGUGAGGAACACGAGGAGCCUCUCAAGCUCUUCUGCAGCCAAGAUGAGGAGCCCAUUUGCAUCAUCUGCCGGGAUUUGCCUCAGCACCGGGGACACGACUUCCUGCCCCUCAAAAACGUGGUUCAGACCUAUCAGGACCAGCUGAAGGCAUCUCUGGAGCCUCUUGAGGAAGGUCUCAAGCGGUUGAAAAGGAGCCAGUGCCACCAGCAGGAGAACAUUAUCGAAUUAAAGACCUGCUCCAAAUCCUUGUCUGAUCAUAUCUCUGAAGAGUUUGGGAAGAUGCACCAGCUGUUGAACGACAGAGAGCUGGCUAUAAAACAGGCCUUAGAAAACCAGACAGAAAAGAACUUGGCUCAGAUGGAAACCAAGUUAAAGGAACUGGACUGCAAGAUGGCUUCGUGUUCAGAAACUCUGUGCCGUGUACAGGCCGGCCUUGAAUGCAAAGACCACAUUAGUUUCCUUAAGGAGGCAAAAGAGUUGCUAGAGAGGGUCCGUAAGGAAGAUGGGCUGGGAUCCAGCGAUGAAGACACAGAUGAGUGUGAGAGUGAGACUGAUGAAGACCUUGAGGAGGAAGAAGAGGAGGAGGAAGAAGAUGAGGAAGAACAAGAUGAGGAAGAACAAGAGACAGAGGAGGAAGAGGAGGAAGAUGGAGUGGUGGCUGUAGACUUGAAUCUGGGCGAGUUUAAAGGACCUCUGCAAUUCCACGCCUGGAAAGAACUCUUGGGUGUGGUACAUCCAGUCCCUACAAUGAUCACUUUCGACUGCAAUUCGGCUCAUCCCAGCUUUGCCCUCAUGCAAAAUCCCACCGGGCCCCAGUUCAGAGCUAACCAUUGGUUCUGGCAAGAAGAGGCGGAGAGGUUCACUUCCACCCCGUGUGUGGUGGGACAGAAGGGCAUUACCACUGGGCGCUUCUACUGGGAGAUUGAAGUUGGGGACAGCAUCCAUUGGAUAGUUGGGAUGGCCAAAAAGCCUGUGGAGCGCAAGAAGCAGCUGAAAUUUCUGCCCAAGGAAGGUAUUUGGGCUAUUGAGCUGAAGGCGGGAGAAUACCAAGCUCUGAGUGAGCCCCGUACGCCCCUCCCGGUCUGCAGAAGGAUGGAAAAAGUUGGGGUCUACCUGGACUUUGAAGGGGGGCAGCUUUCUUUUUACAACAGCAGCAGCAGGUCCCACCUCUACACCUUCCAAGCAUGCUUCCAUGAAGACCUGCUCCCCUUUCUCAGCACUCAAAGCAACUACCCCCUCAGGGUGGGCGUUCUGCAGCUUUGAGAUCUUAGCUCAAGGUGUAGCAUUGCAAAGAACAGCCCAGUGAAAGUUGAAAACAUUGAGAUGCGUUAGGAUGGCUGUUUUAAGAGUAAGUCCAUUCUAUUCCCUCUUUGCAAGCAAUCGCUCGAAGAUUUGAAACUGGUCUGACCUGACUGUGGUCCGUGAUGAUUGUUCUAGGCACAGAGAGUGCUAUAAGUAUAGUUUUCAAGUUGACCACCUAUUUCCCACAUGUUUAAUUUCUUUGACCCAUUGACCGUAGUGAGGAUAGAGGUUGACUCUGUCCACCUGUGGUGCAAGAUUUUUUUACCUGAUUUCAAUGCGUUUGUUGUAACCCAGGCCCCAGGACUUGGCCUCCUGGAGGAGGCUGACUCAGAGAGUGAGGAGGAGGAGCUGGCAAGGCCUGUUUCCCCGGGUCCUCUUCCUCCCUGGCACCGCCCCAGGAGGAGGAGGAGGGGCUGGCAAGGCCUGAUUCCCCCGGGCCUUGUUCCUACUUGGCAAAUAAGGUAAUGAAAGGAUUUGAUAAAACUUCUAAGGAAACAGUUAAUAUUUUGGGAGAAUAACUGGGGGAAAGAAUUAGUGACUACCCUUGCAAAUGUUAAAUGUUUUACUUGAUAUUAAAAUGGAUUGGAUGGAAAACUUUAAAUAUAUGUUAUUGACUUAGAGGCAAAGGAAGAUGAUGGAAGAAUGAAAUUGUCUGUGAUCUCUGGGCAGUUUUAAGAAAGAUUUUAGAUAGGAUGACCUCUGAACAGUAAUGUAGAUAUAAAGCUGAGAGUGGUGAAAUUAUAAAAUGUAAAUAGAAUUUAUUAAUGAUGUUGAAGGGAACUAAGCACGGGGACUAGACUUCAUUUAAAUAUUCUCCUGAAUGGGUUGAAUUUGAUCUACUUUUAUAAUCAGAUUGUGUGCAAAUAAAUAAUUGAAUUUAAAGAAGAAGGAAAAUACAUUGUAUUAGAUUAUAAAGUAGGUGAAAAGUGAUAUGUUUAAAGAUGUACCUGACCAAUAAUUUGUUCACAAUGAUUUUUUUAUUAUGCUUGUAAAAAAAAUAAAAAAAAAUUGGCAAAAAAAAAAUUUCCAUUACCAGUUCUCCAGA
Messenger RNA from Ahaetulla prasina, 3936 nucleotides. Its product is annotated as nuclear factor 7, brain-like. Gene Ontology annotation, molecular function: protein binding; zinc ion binding. The record is from RefSeq and is a predicted model, not a curated record. NCBI's taxonomy places the organism in Eukaryota, Metazoa, Chordata, Lepidosauria, Squamata, Colubridae. Bases 1299 to 2852 code for a protein of 517 amino acids. The transcript has 7 exons.